CACAGCCCAGUACGAUUGUCACAACAUUUAACAAAGGUUCAUCUUCAGUUAAAAACACCUUAACUGCUUCGGGAGUAGACGUAAAAUGGUCCAAAACUGAUUGGCUUAAUACGGAAGUUAAGUUAAGCGAUUUUGACUUGUUGGUUCUGAAGAAUUUGGUUUGUGCUGUUACAAAUGAUAUUGAUUAUGAAUCAGUUUGCACAGUGAUGGGUGAUUAUCUGUAUCAAGCGGUUCGUCCCUCCUUGAUCUUAGGUAAAAUGAAGCUACUAAAAGGUGACGACUCAGCUAGUGGUAGUAGUAGUACUCCUAGUAUAGGCGGUAGUGUUAAACAAAACAAAAACAGAAAAGGUGGUCGGAAAGGUGGGGGAGCGAAUAAGGCGAAAGGAGCUAAAGGGCCUUCGAAAGCUGAUCAGAUUAGAAUGCAAAAUUCAAUCGGUAGCUUAAACUCGAAAGUUGAAGGAGCUUUAUCCGCAUUUGCCGGUAAUGACGACUUUCGACGCCCGAAACUGUUUUUGGAAAAGAUCGUGGAGAUGCGAGGGAUUGGUUUUCUAUGUUGUGCAUGGUUCUUGUUGACAAAGCAGAAAAGUCACGAAUUGACUGCCUUAACUUACAGUAUCAUUGUGUCAUUAGAAAGAUUCAUCAAGGUAACGGAAAAACUGAAAGGGAAGUCGCAUCUUGAUUCUUUGAAAGACGACAUCGUUUCAGUUACCCUAAUAAAUGAUUUGAGAGAUAAAUUGGCGGAGCUAAAAGAGAAAUUCGAAUUUAGUGGCGAGAAACUAUACCGUACAUCUCCACAAUUGUUAAUUUUCAGUGACUUUGAUACUGUCCUCCCAGUUUCAGCAGUCAAGCCUUAUCCACAUCAAGCCAGAAUAUGUAAAAUACUGGAGGAAAACAUUGAAAAUGGAUGUUAUAUAAUGUACCGUGCUAUCACUAAUGCUGGUAAAACUACUACCAUUGCAAUGUUGGCUGCUACGGUCCAGAAGAUUAGAAAUACUCGACAUGAAAAAGACCCCCUCGCUAAGCUGACGAUCAUUUUCUGCUGUAACAUCAAGUCUGUAACAGAUACUGCUGGUCAGUGGCUGCAAAACACUACCCACAUCAGCUCAAUCCCUGAUCUCCCGUUCGCUAUAGCAUUUGAAAGGCCGGACGGGGAGUUGGUGAUUCGAAACAGUUAUUUCUGUAAAGAUAUAACAGACAGACUGGUCAUAAUCUGCUCUCCACAUAUUGCUAUGAGAGUAAUUAAAGAACGUAGCUACAUAACUCCAUUCAUAUUGUUCCACGAUGAACCAACUAUCGGAGCUGAUAAUCGGGAAAGUCGCUCCCUGGCUCAAAAUGUUGAAAUAAUGAUGUACCCUCCUAGAUGGACAAUCGUGUCUUCCGCCACCCUUCCCACAGAGGUCGAACUCGACCCAUUUAUAAAGAGGUUCAAAAGAAUGAACCUCUCGGGUCACAUCGAAAAUGUAGCUUCGGCCAAAAUUAACAUUGGCUGUGACAUAUAUUCCCAUAAUGGUACCUCAUUCUUGCCCCACUUGGGUAGCGGUUCAACGGACGAACUUACCGAAUGUUUGACAAAUAUAAAGGACAACAUGUUCCUGAGCCGUUCGUACACUCCCUUGUCCGUGUCAGAGCUGUGUAACUUCGCCACGGAGUCUGAAAUACCUGGCGUACCAAAGAUUGGCGAUCACUUUUCCAAAAUAGAUAAUCUCAGUGCCGAUGCAGUGAGAUUAUUCGGGCUCAAGAUUUUGGACCAGGUAUCCAAAACUGACGACUCUACGACCAAAGAAAUAUGCUCCAAACCCAUCAAAUGCUCCGGAAGGAGUGUAGAAUUUGCUAACCUUGGCACAACAAGUGCUUCUAAGUUUUCCCAGAUGAGUCUCAUUGCAAGUGGAGAUCCAUUAGCAUUUGCACUGGAGACCUUCGCCGACUUCAUUGAAGAAAUCAACGAUACUAAGGUGUACAGUAUUGAAAAGCUUGUAUCUCAAUAUUGGAAAGUUCAGGAACAGUGGUCGAGCGAGAUCGAGAAGAUAAAGAAGCGAAAGAAAAAACCCCCAGCCUCAUCGAAAAGACGAAACUCCACUGGAGAGGCAGAAAAAGAAGAAAAGGUAGACUAUGAGCAACAAGAAAUGGAUCUGCUCGCAAACAAACCGUUCCUGUCCUUCCCCGAAUAUUAUCAAAUUAACACCCGGCUGCACGCUGAAAAAUACUCUCCGAACGGUAAAAUAGAUGUGGAGAGGUACCCCAACCCUGAUUUUAGUUUUCUGACUGAUUCGAAGAAAAAUCUGAAUGUACCUGGAGAUGUUCUGCUUCUAUUAUGUUGUGGUGUGGGAAUAUAUGCUCCUGAAGAUUCUAGAGUCAACAGUGGCGGUUACCUCGAGCAAGUGAUAUCACUAGCAAAAACAGGAAGAUUGGCGUAUCUGGUAGCGGACCAUAAUAUAGCAUACGGAGUCAACUUCCCCUUCUCCCGGACGAUAGUGUGUGAUGAUUUCACUGCAGAACAUAGCAUGAACACCGUCUUUCAACUCAUGUCUCGAGCAGGUCGUGUUGGUCAGAGCUGGUUUGCAGAAUCCUUCGUAUCAGACGAAGUGGUGAUUACAAUGAGAGACUAUUCUCACUCCGAUAAGUCACCCGAUGGUCAGGUGGAGAUUAAGAACAUGAUAAGUGUAGCACGGGAAAUAACGAUAAGAGACCGUGAACAGAGGCAAGCCCGUGAGGGUAUAGGGGGUCUGUGAUUAUAGGGCAGGAUAUUUAGGUGAAGUCUUGUUUUAGGGACAAUUUGUAUUGUUGUUUACUGAGGGGUAUUGUAAAUUUUGCAUCUACGUAACAUUGAUAUUCUCAUUUCUCAUGAUACUAUAUAUUUAAAAUCUUUGUUUGGUCAAGUAAUGGGUCGGUAUGCUGGUAAUCGAUGAAGGUUUAGUGUAGUGAAGUUAUCCAUCAAAUUGUUGGAUAGCGUGUCCGUUCUUUUCCUUCUUAAAAUUUGCUUUUUUGCAGAUUGAUAGGGAGGUAGCUUAUAGCUAGUUGUGUUAAUCAUAUUAUAUUGUGAAUUGUUUGUAGGUAAAAUAGGCGAAGCAGGGAAAGAAAUUUAUUUUAUGGAAUGUCUUUCAUAUAUUUUAAUGCACUUUAAAGUUAAUACUUCGAAACCUUGUGAUUUCUGGUUUUAGAAUAUUGGCUUGGUCUAAAUUGGUAUUAGUGAGUUUCCCGGCAUGGCUUUUAUAUCUCAAGUUUUCAACAAUACUUUUAUUUUGAAACGUCCUGAUGACGUGAAAAAAUAUGUUGGCAGAGGAAAAAUCUUUUUCAGAUUAGGUUAUUUUUAGUCACAUCGCCUCCUAAAUUUUAAAAGUUUCACAAAUAUUUUAAUGUUAAGGACACAACGAUUACGAUCAAUUCUCAUUUCUGGUUCAUCUCUAUUUGUAAAGCUGGUGUCAAUUUGGGCAUUGGGAUCAUGUUUAAUUUUUAUUUGUAGUGUAACGUCAAUUGUUAGGGUGACCUAAUUUGUAUUGCGCUAUCCUUGGUUUGGAAUGAUUGUAAAAAGAAUUAUAUUGCAUUUACUUAAACAAAAGAUACUAGUUAAGUUCAGAUAACCCUUCUUGCCACUCGCAUAUGUUAGAUGAUCAACUUUAUCCUAUCUCAAAUUUAUUUAAAUUCUGUGUGGGUUUAUAAUUUAAAUUAUAUUGAUAUGAUGUGAUUGCCAUCUUUUUAAUAUCCAUCAUAGAUCAAACUUGGUUCAAUAGAAUCGAUAGAGUUCGUUUUAAGAACUAUCAUUGAUAGCACCUAAAUAGCCCCUGUGAUUUUCUAUAACUCUAAACUUUGCUACUGAUGGGAAGAUGAUGUAAAUGUGAUAUAACAGUUGACCUGUGACUUGAACGAAUUACUAAUUUGAUCGCUGAUUGGUUAAUCGAGCUGUUAUUAAAUUACAUUUGUGUCUCCUCCCCUCCGGUAGUCUAGUCUGUAAGUUUGAGCUGCCCUUUAUAAGCUUUAUUUGAUUAGAGAACAUGUUUUAUCAUUCGUAGUUGUCUAUAUUGAUCCAUUUUUGGAUUUUCACUUUCAAAUUUUUCUGCUCCAAGAUAAGAUUUUCACUUGUCUGUCAGUACACAUAAUCAUAAUAGUGACAGUGGAAAAUGAAACGAUUAAUCCUUCUGGUCUCAUAUUGAGUAACAAAUUAAGUAGCCCGGUCUUGUCUUUGAUCUCUGAUUCUCUAUCUCAAUUGUGACCAGCAUGUUAGCAUGUCCGCAUGUCAAAAAUCUAAUGAUUGUAACCAUAAUUCAUGUGACGAUUUAAUGAUUUCCUAUCAAAUUCCCAAAAAAUGGGGAUCAUUAAUUUCAAGUAAUCACCGUAAAUACUAUGCAUGACAUUAAUGCGUGCCCGAUGCACUGAGAUCAAAUAAAUUCAUUGUUGUGGGAUCGGAAUUGCGUUUCAGAGUAAAGUAUUAUGAGCUUAUUACAGAUGGCUUAGUUUAAAUACAAUAUGCAUUAAACUUAUUAUAGUUAUAAUCAGUAUUACUAGAUAGUAGAUAUAUCUGUUAAACUACAUGUUAUGGGGUAGAAACCAUCGUGAGGCAAUUUGUUUCAAUAAUUCAAGACAAGAUAUAUUAGAGUAUGUUCCUAGGGUCUGGUAAUUGUCGAGAAUGACUCAAAUCGUGGGUUUCAGAAAUUGGUAUUUAUAAGAAAGGCCCUGAGGGUAAGAAAGUAAAUUCUAUCGAUGGAUAUUUUGGGCACUGAUUCCAAAUUUUCUCUAUGAGUCUAUGAAAUCUAGGGUAAAAGCACUUCCUUUAUGACUAUGAGUCAUGGGCGAAAAACGGUCUUCGCCACGUGACAGGCUAGUAAAAAACAAAAACUUUUAGGGAUAGGAUUGUGCUCAGCUUAGAGUAAGGAGUAUUAUCAGAAAACGUUAAAGGGCUCUAUAACAAAUUGUAUCCAUUCAGGUAGCAUGGCUGCAACACAGCCCAGUACGAUUGUCACAACAUUUAACAAAGGUUCAUCUUCAGUUAAAAACACCCUAACUGCUUCGGGAGUAGACGUAAAAUGGUCCAUAACUGAUUGGCUUAAUACGGAAGUUAAGUUAAGCGAUUUUGACUUGUUGGUUCUGAAGAAUUUGGUUUGUGCUGUUACAAAUGAUAUUGAUUAUGAAUCAGUUAGCACAGUGAUGGGUGAUUAUCUGUAUCAAGCGGUUCGUCCCUCCUUGAUCUUAGGUAAAAUGAAGCUACUAAAUGGUGACGACUCAGCUAGUGGUAGUACUCCUAGUAUAGGAGGGAGUAUUAAACAAAAUAAAAACAGAAAAGGUGGUCGGAAAGGUGGUGGAGCGAAUAAGGCGAAAGGAGCUAAAGGGCCUUCGAAAGCUGAUCAGAUUAGAAUACAAAAUUCAAUCGGUAGCUUAAACUCGAAAGUUGAAGGAGCUUUAUCCGCAUUUGCCGGUAAUGACGACUUCCGACGCCCGAAACUGUUUUUGGAAAAGAUCGUGGAGAUGCGGGGAAUUGGUUUUCUAUGUUGUGCAUGGUUCUUGUUGACAAAGCAGAAAAGUCAGGAAUUGACUGCCUUAACUUGCAGUAUCAUUGUGUCAUUAGAAAGAUUUAUCAAGGUAACGGAAAAACUGAAAGGGAAGUCGCAUCUUGAUUCUUUGAAAGACGACAUCGUUUCAGUUACCCUAAUAAAUGAUUUGAGAGAUAAAUUGGCGGAGCUAAAAGAGAAAUUCGAAUUCAGUGGCGAGAAACUAUACCGUACAUCUCCACAAUUGUUAAUUUUCAGUGACUUUGACGCUGUCCUCCCAGUUUCAGCAGUCAAACCUUAUCCACAUCAAUCCAAAAUAUGUAAAAUCCUAGAGGAAAACAUUGAAAAUGGAUGUUAUAUAAUGUACCGUGCUAUCACUAAUGCUGGUAAAACUACUACCAUUGCAAUGUUGGCUGCUACGGUCCAGAAGAUUAGAAAUACUCGACAUGAAAAAGACCCCCUCGCUAAGCUAACG
Messenger RNA from Bolinopsis microptera, 5955 nucleotides. RefSeq lists its product as uncharacterized. NCBI's taxonomy places the organism in Eukaryota, Metazoa, Ctenophora, Tentaculata, Lobata, Bolinopsidae. The transcript is spliced from 4 exons. The record is from RefSeq and is a predicted model, not a curated record. Bases 207 to 2729 code for a protein of 840 amino acids.